This is a messenger RNA of Mya arenaria, 1050 nucleotides long. Its product is annotated as zinc finger MYM-type protein 1-like. The record is from RefSeq and is a predicted model, not a curated record. Lineage: Eukaryota; Metazoa; Mollusca; Bivalvia; Myida; Myidae. Bases 1 to 1050 code for a protein of 349 amino acids. The transcript has 3 exons.
AUGUUUCGGGUUUAUCGCCGACGAAGCCACAGAUGCCAGCACGAUGGAGCAAAGGCGCUCUGUUUAAGGUUUUACGAUUCGUCAAAACAUGAGCUUUGUGAAGAAUUUCUUGGUUUCGGAGGGUGUCAGUCCACUACAGGGGAAGCACUGGCAGAUGCCUUUAUUGCCAAUCUGCUUGGCGCAAACGUACAGAUUGAGAAAAUGAGAGGUCAAGGGUAUGAUGGAGCGGCAAACAUGUCCGGAAUUCACAAAGGGGUUCAAGCCAGGAUUAGUGCCCGUAUUCCAGGUGCAGUAUAUACUCACUGCAAGGCACACAGCCUUAACCUGGCCAUCAUACAUGCGUUGGAAGAGGUAUUUGCCAGAAACAUGAUGUCCGUAGUACAGACGAUAGCGUUCGCCUUCAAUUACUCGGCAAAGAGAUUGCUUCAUUUCAAUGAAAACCUCAACAACGACAACGUGUGCCGUGAAGAAUUGGAAAGACGAACGAAGUUGCAGUCCUUGUGCGAGACUCGGUGGGCCGCCAGAUCCGACGCCUUGCAUACAUUCCUCUGUUCUUACAGAACUGUGGUGACAUCCGUCGAAGAGCUAGCUAACAACUAUGGUGACUCGAAGGCAGCAGGAUAUAACCAUUCAAUCCAGAAUUUCAGCUUCAUCGUCACCUUGGUUGCUGUUGAGCAUGUGUUGUCCGGAUUGGUACGCCUGUCUAAGCUUUUGCAUGACAAGUCGUGUGACCUCUUAGAAGCUGCCAGUGAAGCUCGUGUUGUCAUAGCGAUGCUACAGGCUGAACGUAACUAUGCCGACGUAUGGGAUGCGCUUUACGACAAGUCAGUAUCAACUGCACACGACGUCGAUGUAGAGUCGUCGGUCCCACGGCGAUUUGGACGUCAAGUUCACAGACCGAACGCCCCAGCAGAGACCCCUUCCCAGUACUGGAAGACAAACAUGUACCUGCCGUUCGUAGACCAUUUGCUUGUUGAUCUAGACGCACGGCUGUUGAAAGGCAAUGGACGGUACAAGGCACAGUAUCUGCUGCCUCCAAAGGUAGUGUAA